GGUUUUAAAAGUAAAUUUCUGUACGGAUGAAGAACUCUUCCAGUUUUAGGAGAUAAAAAAGACAAAAGAGGAAGGGAAAGAUACAUCACAAGAGCUACUACAAACUCAUUCCUGUGUUCUCUAAGCUGUAUCUGCUCUUGUGGUGUGUCUGGGGAAAUUGCCAUACACUUAAAAUUUUGUGUAGAUCAUCACCAUGUCUUUCAGUGGUACCCAGGACAAAUGCAAGGCAUGCGACAAGACUGUCCAUUUCAUCGAUCUCUUGACCGCGGAUGGAGUUCCUUUUCAUAAGACUUGCUUCAAGUGCAGCCGCUGCAAAGGGACUCUUUCUAUGUGCAAUUACUCUUCCCUGGAUGGCAUCCUCUACUGCAAACCCCAUUUUGAGCAGCUCUUCAAGGAGACAGGCAGCUUCACCAAGAAGUUCCCAAUAGGUGCAAAAUCUGGAGAGAGAAAUGAACUGGCCAGACCUGCAAGCAGGGUCUCCUCCAUGUUCUCAGGAACCCAAGACAAGUGUGCGACCUGCCACAAAACAGCAUACCCUUUAGAGAAGCUGACCGUGGAAGGCGAAUCCUACCACAAGACCUGCUUCAAAUGCUCUCAUGGGGGCUGCAAGCUUACGCCAUCGUCCUAUGCUGCGCUCGAAGGCAUCAUCUACUGCAAGCACCAUUUCGCGCAGUUGUUCAAGGAGAAGGGGAGCUACAACCACCUGCUCAAGGUUGCGGCCAUGAAGCAGAGUUCCGGAUCUGAGGAGGCAGCUGAACCCAAGCAGGAACAGGCGCAGUCACAGAUGAACCGUUGAGUUCGACUUUCUUCCAGCUUUGUGCUGGGUGUUGUUCAGUGCGCAUGAAACUUGUGCCAAGGAGAUUGAACAGUCGACUUCAUUUGAGAGUCGUGUAAUUAUCAGAAGGACAUGAAUAGUAUGAGAGAUCUACUACUGUGGCAUUUUUGCUGGAAUUAAGAGAUGAAGAUUGAUAUUGAA
Musa acuminata subsp. malaccensis (wild Malaysian banana) is the source of this 976-nucleotide messenger RNA. Its product is annotated as LIM domain-containing protein PLIM2b-like. Gene Ontology annotation, cellular component: plasma membrane; actin cytoskeleton. Lineage: Eukaryota; Viridiplantae; Streptophyta; Magnoliopsida; Zingiberales; Musaceae. Gene Ontology annotation, biological process: actin filament bundle assembly. The record is from RefSeq and is a predicted model, not a curated record. Gene Ontology annotation, molecular function: actin filament binding.